Pseudoliparis swirei is the source of this 2264-nucleotide messenger RNA. It is a transcript of the gene tmem119a, whose product is annotated as transmembrane protein 119a. Gene Ontology annotation, biological process: positive regulation of osteoblast proliferation; ossification; positive regulation of bone mineralization. Gene Ontology annotation, cellular component: plasma membrane. The record is from RefSeq and is a predicted model, not a curated record. The transcript has 2 exons. NCBI's taxonomy places the organism in Eukaryota, Metazoa, Chordata, Actinopteri, Perciformes, Liparidae. Bases 94 to 819 code for a protein of 241 amino acids.
UCUUCCUUUCUUCUGAGUACUCUGUCUCCUCUCUGUCUUCGGCCCGGUUCACAGGAGAAGCCCAGGAUAACACUUUCUGACUCGGAGGAGAAGAUGAAUUCCCGCGUGUUUUCGCUCGUCUCCUGCGUGGCGCUGCUCUCGCUGUGCCACGCCACUCCUCUGUUCUACAACACAUCCAUGGACGGCAGCGGGGAUGAAGCCGAGCUGGAGCUCCUUUUUCCAACCGCUAUCUCCACUCGAGCGCCUGUUCAGGUCUCUGCUGCCACUGGAGCUCCCACCCUCACCAGCACCAUCACCAACACCAUCACCAUCACCAUGAUCCGCCUGAAGGACUUCGUCCUCACUCGCGUCGUGGACUUCCUGCAGCAGAAUCUGCUCAUCAUCAUCGUCGUGACCUCUCUUCUCAUCGUCAUGGUCUUCAUCAUCUGCUGUGCCUCCGCCAUGAGUCAUAAGCGCAAGCUGGAGGCCUCCAAACCGCCUCCGAACGCGAGCAAGAAGCAAGUGGCUGAUAAAACGGGCAAAAAUCCAAGUGAGCCCCAAGAGAGGCCGUACGCCGUCGACCACGUCAAGAGGGUCCAGACUCAGAGCGCGGCCUCCCCCAAGCACCUGCGCACGCCCUCCAAGGCUCUGGUGGGCGAGAGGGGCAGAGAGGUCAGGUCGUCGCCACGCCAGGAGGCCAGGAAGGUGAGGGAGGCAGAAGAGGAGCCCAAGCACAAGGAGCAGCCCAAGCGCAAGGAGGAGGUGCAGCAGAGCUCCGGCCCCAGCACCAGCUCUGGUCAUUCAGGCUGCACCUGCCACCUGAAGAAGGCCCACCACUGAGGCCGGCUCAGGGCGGAUGUUGGCUUGAGAGGCGAAAUGUUGCAAACACGGCAUGAAAAAAGAUCAGACAGGUUGGUUAUGCUGCACACAUAUGGAGGAAUAUAUAUAAAGGCCUUUGUGAUUAGAAUCUGGUUAAGCCCAUUUACAACUUCCACCAAGAAAGGUCUUGGUGAAGCUCAUGCCCUUAAAACAUCUAAUGAUUAAACAGUUAAAGAGUUCAUGAAUAUAUGGACUAUGGGUGGAAAAUAAUUAAUUGAUAGAAGAUAUAUUACUAGAUAUCUAAAGACUGAGUUGUGUUGCUGCAUGAAUCCUGUCUAUAAAUGUUGCAUGUCACAUUUUUUGAUACAUACAAAGAUUAAAAAACUAACACUUUGAAUGCUACAUGCCAACAACUUUAAAGUGGCUCUGUGGUCCGUUUGUGUAGCUGAGAUCAUUUUAUCACUGAGUGGUCUGAACCGCCUACCAUCAUAUCACGGUUACCAUCAUAUCACGGUGCCAUUAAAGUAGCAUCACUUGAAACUGCAAAAUAAACAUUUUGCUUUUGGGUUUGUUGUUUUUAAAGAAAGACAAGAAAAAACUAUAUGUUGAAAAUAAUUAAGAAUGAGAAUCCUGUAUUUUGCCAUGUUCUCAAAAUUGAAAUGACAAAAGAGAAUUUGUUUGUUCUUAAUACCGAGUUGUAUAAAACCAUAAGCCUGUCCAUAGACAGAGGAAUCCCCUCAGUACGUCCUGCUGUACGCUGGAGCAUCUUUUCUUUUAAAGCAAAACCGUUGCUGCUGUAGAGAAAGUAAAGCGAGACUCCAGUAAAGUCGAUUUGUUGAAUAAGUAACAUAACUAUCACUUUAUAUUUACAUUCAUAUUUACUUAAUUGUGCAUAAUGUUAUUUGUAUUUCACUUUCCAAACCUAAUUCACAAAGCUUUACACCAAAAGCACGUUGUGCAACUGUGUUAUUUCUGGGAAGUUUAAGUAAAAAACAUACAUAUAUAUCUAUUAUCUGUCUGUCUAUAUAUUUAUUUGGUUGAUAGUUCUGCUGAUGUGCCUUCAACAUGAAACGUAAGAGUUCUGGGGUACAAAUACUUUGUGAAUCAGGUUUGUUUUUAUAAUAAGUAAUACUUAUGGUUAAGAUAAAUUGUGUGUUUUGUUUUUAAUGUAAUAAUUUGUAAUGAGUCAAAACUUGCGUACGGAGAUAAGUAGUUGGUGGUGUAACAGGUUUAACUUUAACUUAUGGCGGCUGAAAAUAUCUAAAAAUCAGACAUAUUUGUCAAAUUUAUCUAUAUAUAAUUUGAUUAAAAAUUCAGACUACACUCAAGAAGAUAAUUUGUCAACUCACUAUCCCAUCGAGGUAAUUAGUGACUGAGCAUCUCAACCAGGAUGAGUUGUGGAUGAAUGAAGGGCCAGAUGUUUGUCAUGUUUAAGCUCUUUAACCCUUGUGUUGCCUUCGGGUCAU